AUGUGUCCGCUUCUUGUGAGACAAAGACAAGGCCAAACUAUAAAGAAAAGAUUAGGCAUCUUUGAUGAUAAACCUAAGCCUAAUCUGAUUCUUUCUGAAAAUGAUCCCCUUUAUGGAGUUCUGGAGGAACAUCAAGUAGGGAUCCAUCCUGUUCUAGGAAGACCGAAGAUUGCGUCGGAAGUGUUAGAAGGGAUGCGACAGUAUUUGAUGGUGGCUGAAGGGGAAGAGCGGAAGAUUAGAGAAGAAAGAGUCAGUAAAUCUGUUAGGGAAGUUGAGCUUAACCCUGUCACUAAAAGAAUGGUGCUCAGACUAGAAGAACCACCAGUGAUAACUAAAGAUCUUAAUCGAGGCAAGGGUAUUUUAUUUGAGUAUGAUGCUCCUGAGUCAAACCAAAGUAUAUCCUCUUCAAGAACUGGUGGGCAGAAACUUAUGAGAGCGGCUAUUGCUGCUGGUAGGGGCUCGACCUUCAUUGAGAACCCACGACUGGUCAAUUACAGCUCUGAAUCCAACUUCUCAAAUUCUGGUUUCUCUAUUUCUGAUAACAGUUCGACGGCUUAUAAUAUUGGCCUCUUUGAGGGUGCAUCUUCCGGAACUGUUAAGAAACAAGGGAAACCAAGAAGGAGACCUUAUGUGAAAAAGAGGAAGCUGAAACCGAUGGAGGAGGCAGAGAAAGUGGAUCCUAGUGCGGUGAUUGUGGAGAAGCCUUCGACAUCUACUGAGAAGAGGAAAUCAAUGGAAAUUGCUGAGAACAAAGGAAAAGCCGUGAGACAGAAAACCAAAGGGAUGGUCCCAAAUGAGGGACCGUCCAAAUCCCAAUGA
Messenger RNA from Brassica oleracea var. oleracea, 819 nucleotides. RefSeq lists its product as uncharacterized. The record is from RefSeq and is a predicted model, not a curated record. The coding region runs from base 1 to 819 and encodes 272 amino acids. NCBI's taxonomy places the organism in Eukaryota, Viridiplantae, Streptophyta, Magnoliopsida, Brassicales, Brassicaceae. The transcript has a single exon.